This is a messenger RNA of Vavraia culicis subsp. floridensis, 1471 nucleotides long. RefSeq lists its product as uncharacterized. The record is from RefSeq and is a predicted model, not a curated record. The transcript has a single exon. NCBI's taxonomy places the organism in Eukaryota, Fungi, Microsporidia, Pleistophoridae.
UUGCAAUGCGUAAACAUAGCGAACGGACCGGUACGUGGUAAAAAGUGUUGCAAGAAGAAAUGCUUCAUUUGGCGGUGGGAUGGUGAUUUCGGCAAUGUGCGUAAUAUUUUUGGCAUUCCAUCCUCAACACAUGCAUUCCUCAAAAACCUCAGCCACGCAUUACCGUACUGCUCACUGUCAUUCAUCACUGAUGUUUCAUCUUCCUUUAAAAACAACAAGGCCGUGCUGAAACAAAAAAUGUUCAAAGCACCGAAAACGGGCAUUUUGUUUUACCUGCUGCACAUCACACACGUGCUCGCGCACAGAACAUCGUUUAUCUUCUUCAACACGUCGUUCUUCAUCUACAACUACCGGCGAAUCACCGGUAGCAUAUCGUACCCCACCAUUUUUUCGUUCAUGGUGCCGAGCCUGGUAUACCAUGUCGUUGAACUGUGCUUUAUACACCGGUGCAGGACGAACAGGCCGCUUGAGGUGCUCGAGUACGUUGCAUUUCUGUGCGUGUUCAUGAUGUGUGUGAGCCGCUUCGUGGACUGUCUUUUCGAGAAGAGCCCGUACAUUUUCAUUGUGCUCGUGUCCAUCCAAAACGUUCUUUCAGCCCGUAUCGGGCUGUUCUACGACUAUUCGCUGUACGAGCAGUGCUUCAACGAGAGCGUGUUCUACCACAGAGUACUGCUCAUGGUGUUUGAGGAGGCACCUGUUUACCUCUCGGCACUGUUCAUGACGUACAUAACGGGCGUAAAGUCUUUUCAGCCAUACUAUCACCUGUGCAUCCUGCUGUACGUCGUGGCAGGUGCUAUCCAAUGCGUGAUACUCCUCAGGAAAGAAAGAAUGGUGGUGAGCGUGCACGAGAACAAGCCAAGCAAACGCAACGUGCCCCUGUUCGUGCUGUGCCUGCUGUGCAAGACAAACGAAAUAUUUCUGUUUCUUGUGCUUACAGCACGCACCGAGAACAUCUCAACCGUGGUGUUCUACUUUUCAAUCGAUUUUCUGUUCCGGUUGCUGCCCUUCAAAAUGCCGAAUAAUGUGUUCGCCUACCUUUCGAAGGUGCUCAUCGUGGCACUCACCUUCUACUGCAUCAUUGACCAGCAGUUCUUCCACAUCUACCUGUCGCUUGUUCUGUUCUUUGCGAACGGCUUUUCCAAUCAAAUGGUGUACAACGCGGUGGAUAACACUCUGAUGGAGCAAUCAUUGGGCGAUUUUAUCGUUUUUAUGCUGGUGUCCGUCUUUUUACCGUUCUUUGCCAAGAAAUAUUCGCUGAGGGAUUUUAUCUUCUUUAACGCUGUCAGGCUUUGAUCCUGGGACACGGAUGAACUAACAAUGGGUGAGAUGGCUGGAAAUGAUGAGUCUUGGUUUGGACGGAAGGUGACGGUGAUAAUACGGUGAAAUGUGUAGUAGUGGGCGUGAAAGGAGAAUGAGAGAAGGAACGGAUAGGGAAUGAGAGAAGGAACGGAUAGGGAGUAAGAGAAGGAGC